GCUUGUCAUAUUAUACGAUAAAAAAUAAAUUGUCAGUUUCCUUAGUUGGAUAAUAUUGUUCAGAAUGAUACACUCAUCAACUCGAAUGUUCAACGAAUUGGAAGAAACCAGAUCGAUAUCUUCGUCUGCAUGCCAGAAGCAAAAUGCCAUUCAAUCCAAAAAGUAUGUAACGCAAUUAAUGACUCGAUUCAAUGCAAUGCAAGGGUGGUUUAUCCGAUGUUCUCGGAUUGAGAAGGUAAAAACAUUAUCCGAAAUGCUCCGUUUGUUAAAAUCGAUAAAUUCACUAUCGACGUUACUCAGCUUAUUGAUGACCAUUUACGAAAGUUCGUAUACGUAUGCUUCUUUGGAAGCAAGCAUAAAUUUUGUGUACGAUAAAUCAUUAAAUGAUCAUAACAGAGCAAUGCAUACUCCAACACUAAAAAAGGUUCAAAAUGCCGAUUUAGAGUGGUUUGCAAAUUUGAGCGAAGAAUCAGAACAAACUAUGAUUCUGAUUGGCUUACUGCGCUUAGGAGGAGGAGCGGUGCUUUACCAGAUAUACAGACGAGGAGUAAGCCUCUACCACGAGGUGGUCUCCAAUACAAGACUAGGAGAAUCACAUUCCGCCCAGCUGAUUAAUCGACGAAAGUCGCGAAGUUUCUCCGACUGGCCACUGGUCGACAUGCUCAUCAGUCCACAAAAUAAAGAAAAUCCGGCCAAGAUGGAAGUGGAACAAUGUACAAAAAUUUGGAACGACGCCAUGAAACAAUAUAGACCUCUCCCCAAGAAAAGCGGCGCAGAUCAAACGAAAGAUGGAAAGAAAAACAAGAAAGAGAAAGGGAAAAGUGCAAAAAAAACCAAAACAGGGAAAGAAACGAAAGGUGGAAAAAAGACCAAGAAAGGGAAUGACGAUGACGGCGAGUUAGACUGGAUUCAGUUGUGUCCAAUUUGGAUUGUGAAAAAAAUUUUCGGUUAUCUCGACGCGAAAACGCUGAAAAAGAUAGUGGGAGUAAAUAAGUAUUGGAAAGCGGCAGUGAACGAUUUUCAAGCGGAUUUAAAGUCUAGAAAAUUGUUGAAGAAAUUCAUUGUCAAAUUCGAGAAAGGGACGCCUGCAGGGUGCGAGAUUGUACCAAAGCGAGCAGGAGGAGCAGAUCCUACUACCAAGAAGCGUUUGAAGCGUCUUUGGGAAAGAGGAGCUGCGUCCCCUAAAAUUAAUGCACCCUUUCAAAAACAUGCGGUGGAAAUUCCUGCGGUGGUGGAUUUCCAGGAAUGGGACAAAUACAUUUUAGAUAUGAGACAUUUAAAAAUGUUUCCAAGAUGUCUGUGGACAUAUGAACCAACGGAGCAUUCAAGGCCAAUCGAAAAUAGACGAAUGAGUUAUGCGUCAUUUACUCGUGUUCCAUCUAACGAAAGUCAUUCUACUGCACUGCAAUAUGCUAACAAUGCCAAAUGAUCAUAAAUAAUUCUACUUAAGGAAACAAAGAACUUUAUAAAUUGCCCUUAUUUUCGACCCAACAGAACAAAAAAAAUUCGAAAGUGGCACUUGGUAAGUGCCGACAAAAUUGAAUAUCUCUUUCUC
This is a messenger RNA of Photinus pyralis (common eastern firefly), 1555 nucleotides long. RefSeq lists its product as uncharacterized. The transcript is spliced from 7 exons. NCBI's taxonomy places the organism in Eukaryota, Metazoa, Arthropoda, Insecta, Coleoptera, Lampyridae. Bases 65 to 1429 code for a protein of 454 amino acids. The record is from RefSeq and is a predicted model, not a curated record. Gene Ontology annotation, molecular function: protein binding.